GAGUACUUUCACGGCCGGAACCGAUGGGUGGAGUACAGCGACGACGCGUAUCUCGAUUACGACGCCUCGCAGAUACCGGCGGAAUGGCACGGAUGGAUGCACUACACCACUGACAUACCGCCCACUGUUAAGCCGCCCGUGAAGUACAAGUGGAUGUGCGACGAGCAUCGCGUCAACUUUACCGGCACUCAUCUCCAGUACGUGCCCUACAGUACCACCAGAGAGAAGAUCCAGAAGUGGGACAAACGGUUGCCGCAGAUCACCGCUAGUGAGAAGUAG
Messenger RNA from Medioppia subpectinata, 279 nucleotides. The record is from the annotation of a GenBank genome assembly. Lineage: Eukaryota; Metazoa; Arthropoda; Arachnida; Sarcoptiformes; Oppiidae.